Molecule: messenger RNA, 1432 nt
Organism: Saccostrea cuccullata (small rock oyster)
Lineage: Eukaryota; Metazoa; Mollusca; Bivalvia; Ostreida; Ostreidae
Product: ankyrin repeat and KH domain-containing protein 1-like
Exons: 7
Molecular function (GO): protein binding
Source: RefSeq, a predicted model, not a curated record
AUGUCAAAGAACUUGCAGCAGCAUUGCAAAAGGAAUGGAAUAACUUUAAUUCCCCCAAACGACCUGGGAAGUCUUAUUAAGAGUAUGUCACGCCGAAUCCGGGCUUGUGUGGCCAUUCAAGAUACAGUUUUACCACUACUGACUCUGUUUCAUAAUGGUGUUGAAAAUGAAGAGUUUAGUGGUGAGGAGCAUGAAACAUUAAGUAGUAAAAGAAGCCAGGAUUUGUUUGAUCUCAGUCUUAGGUUAAGAGAGCAUCAGUAUCCAAUGUUAGCAGAGCGAUUGUACAGAGACAUAGAAAAUAUGGAGCUGUAUGAUGUUUUUAUGAAUAAUAUUUUGAAACAUACUAGGGUGUGUCAGGCUUUUAUUGAGGUGUUAGAGACCAAGUCUUACACAGAGUUAAAGUCUUUAUUUCUGUCAGUGCAGAAGGAUGUAUCUAAGGUUGUGAGUAAAGGAGAGUGUGUGAUGGAGAAGAUUGAGAGGAGGGAUGAGAGGAGCAGGGAGUGGUACAGACAGAAGGUGCUGGUGAAUGAGAAGGCAUGUAAGGGUGGACAUAUGAGUGUAGUGAAGGAGUUACUAAAAGCCAGAGCUGAUAUCAAUCAACAAGGUGAGUAUGAUACACCACUGACAGCAGCAUGUGAGGGUGAACAUAUGAGUGUAGUGAAUAAAUUAAUAGAAGCCGGAGCUGAUAUCAAUCAACGAGAAGCUGGAGCUGAUAUCAAUCAACAAGAUGGGUUUAUAACACUACUGACAGCAGCUUGUAGAGGUGGACAUAUGAGUGUAGUAAAGGAGCUUAUAGAGGCCGGAGCUGAUAUCAAUCAAAAAGGUAAGUAUGACACACCACUGACAGCAGCUUGUAGAGGUGGACAUAUGUGUGUAGUAAAGGAACUCAUAGAAGCCGGAGCUGAUAUCAAUCGAAAAAGUGAGUUUGGCACACCAUUGACAGUAGCAUGUGAGGGUGGACAUAUGUCUGUAGUGAAGGAACUCAUAGAAGCCGGAGCUGAUAUCAAUCGAAAAAGUGAGUUUGGCACACCAUUGACAGUAGCAUCAUGUUAUAAGGGACAUAUGAGUGUAGUGAAGGAGCUUAUAGAAGCCGGAGCUGAUAGCAAUCAAAAAGAAGCAGGAGCUGAUAUCAAUCAACAAAGUAAGUUUGAUACACCACUGACAGCAGCAUAUAAGGGUGGAUAUAUGAGUGUAGUGAAGAAGCUUAUAGAAGCUGGAGCUGAUAUCAAUCAACAAGGUGGAGAUGAUACACCAUUGACAGUAGCAUGUAAGGGUGGACAUAUGUCUGCAGUGAAGGAACUCAUAGAAGCCGGAGCUGAUAUCAAUCGUAAAAGUGAGUUUGGCACACCAUUGACAGUAGCAUCAUGUGAGCGUGGAUAUAUGAGUGUAGUGAAGGAGCUAAUAGAAGCCGGAGCUAAUAUCAAUCAACAAG